UCAUCUUCUUCUUCCAAAAAACCCGCAUAACAACCCAGUUUUUAUGGGAUAUCAGAUGAACACAGAAGCUAUGGCAGUCGUAGAGGAACGUCGCUCUGCAAAUUACCACCCCAACAUUUGGGAUGGUGAUCGCAUCCGAUCCCUGAGGAGCAAUUACACUGAUACACAACGCGAUCGCCAUGAGGAACUCAAACAAGCAGUUCAGAGAAUGUUAGACGUCGACAUGGAACCUCUCGAUAAGCUUAGUUUGAUUGAUGACAUCCAACGGCUCGGUGUGGCCUACCACUUCGAGAAGCAGAUUAAUGAUGCUUUGGAUGAUCUGUACUCAAACAAUGCGGAACUUGCAAACAAGAACAAUCUCCAUGCAGCAAGUCUCUAUUUCAGACUGAUAAGGCAACAUGGGUGCUACGUUUCAUCAGAUAUAUUCAUCAAAUUCAAAGAUGGAGAAGGUGGUUUCAAGCCCAGCCUCAGUGAAGAUGUGGAUGGCCUUUUGAGCUUGUAUGAAGCUUCAUAUCUUGGGAUCAAAGGUGAAACUAUCUUGGAUGAAGCUAAGGCUUUCUCCACAUCAAACCUCAAGAAGCUGAUGGGCGAUGUCGAGGCGGGCCACGCUAGAAGAAUAGAGCACGCGUUAGAUCUCCCCUUGCAUUGGAGGAUGAUCAGAGUCGAAGCCAGGCACUGCAUAGAUGUGUACGAGGAAAAUAAGAAUGAGAGGAGCAAUGAUUUGCUUGAAUUUGCAAAGUUGGAUUUCAAUAUGGUCCAAUCCAUACACCAAAAGGAACUCAAAGAUUUGUCAAUUUGGUGGGAUUCUAUUGACUUAGCAAGGAAGCUGGGAUUCGUGCGAGACAGACUGAUGGAGAGCUUCCUACUCUCAGUUGGAGUGGUUUUCGAGCCAAAAUUCUCCGAAUGCAGGAUGUCAAUUACUAAAGACAUAACCUUCAUUACCGCUAUCGAUGAUAUUUAUGAUGUUUAUGGUUCACUUGAUGAGUUGGAACUCUUCACUGAUGCGGUUAACCGAUGGGAUUUAGGGGCCGUAGAUCGGCUACCAGAGUAUAUGAAGCUGUGCUACUUAGCUUUGUUCAACACUACAAAUGAAAUGGCAUACAUCACCUUGAAAAAGACCGGAUGGAAUGUCCUGGGCUACCUUAAGAAAUUGUGGGCAAUGCAAUGCAACACCUACCUUGUAGAGGCUCAAUGGUUUCAUCAAGGGUACAUACCAACAAUGGACGAGUACUUGAACAAUGCAAAAGUUACUAUUGGGGUGCCCCUUGUACUGGCCCAUACAUACACUUUCACACAACAACGCAUGACGAAGGAUGAACUUGAUCGCAUAGACAAAGAUCUCAAGCUCAUUUCAUGGUCAUCGUUGAUCUUUCGGCUCUUUGAUGAUUUGGGAACUUCCAAGGCGGAACAACAACGUGGGGACGUAUCGAAAUCAAUCCAAUGUUACAUGCAUGAAACUGGUGUAUCAGAAGAAGUUGCACGGGAACACAUCAAGGAUCUGAUAAGCGAUGCUUGGAAGGGAUUAAACGAAGAGAGUCUUAAAGCUGCUUCUUUUGGGAGGACUUUCGUAAAUGCCAUUAUUAAUGGGGCCAGGGCCGGUGUGUGUACCUACCAACAUGGAGAUGGUUAUGGUGUUCCUGACCAUGAGACCAAGGGUCGAGCCAUGUCUCUAUUUCUUAAACCAAUUCCAAAGGAGGCCGACAUCAAGUUGGUUUAAGGUGUGUUUGGUUAUAUAUGAAAUUUGGUGCAACCAAAUACACCUUUAAAAAAUUGACUAGUUCUAUUUAUAGUUUCUGUCAAAACAGCUUUCAGCCUAUUCAAAGAGAAAUGUAUAAUGAAAGGAGUAGAAUUCCUAAUGGUUGUGAAUUCCUUAUUAUGAAUAUAAUUCUAUGGAAAAACUGUCAAAA
Magnolia sinica is the source of this 1907-nucleotide messenger RNA. Its product is annotated as sesquiterpene synthase TPS3-like. The record is from RefSeq and is a predicted model, not a curated record. Lineage: Eukaryota; Viridiplantae; Streptophyta; Magnoliopsida; Magnoliales; Magnoliaceae. The transcript is spliced from 7 exons. Gene Ontology annotation, biological process: diterpenoid biosynthetic process. Gene Ontology annotation, molecular function: magnesium ion binding; terpene synthase activity. The coding region runs from base 44 to 1717 and encodes 557 amino acids.